Messenger RNA from Talaromyces marneffei, 2973 nucleotides. RefSeq lists its product as uncharacterized. Gene Ontology annotation, cellular component: HOPS complex; endosome. NCBI's taxonomy places the organism in Eukaryota, Fungi, Ascomycota, Eurotiomycetes, Eurotiales, Trichocomaceae. Gene Ontology annotation, molecular function: protein-macromolecule adaptor activity; protein binding. Bases 1 to 2973 code for a protein of 990 amino acids. Gene Ontology annotation, biological process: organelle fusion; endosome organization; intracellular protein transport. The record is from RefSeq and is a predicted model, not a curated record. The transcript is spliced from 9 exons.
AUGCGACCUAGCGUGAGACUUGAUAAAGCUAAAGCGCUCCACCCAGAAGCUUCAACCCGCAACAACCCAUUAUACUCAUCGUCGCCUGAUGGCGUGGGUUCAAGGGAAAUGGCUCUGACUUCGAAGAAAGCGUUCAAUUUCUUUGAGGUUUCUCAAGUCCAGGUUCCGGACGAUAGCUCCGCCGUCAUUAACGAUGAUGUCGCGUGUAUAUGCACUGGAUCCGAUAAUCUAUUCAUAGGAAGCAACGAUGGAAAAGUACACAUAUUGUCACAUACGUUCAGGAUCGUUCGGUCCUUCAACGCGCACGAUGCCGGAGUCAUUGGACACAUGAGACAAAUCGAGGGGACUUCACUCUUGGUUACUAUUGCGGAAGAUUUACCGAAUGAGCCUGUGCUGAAGGUCUGGGCUCUAGAUAAGAUUGAGAAGAAGACUGGUGCUCCGCGAUGUUUGUCGACGGUGUCUGUUCAGAACGGCCGACGACCCUUCCCGGUGUCAACGUUUGUCUGCCUCGAAGAUCUAUCACAAGUUGCUGUUGGUUUCGCGAACGGUUCGGUUGCUAUCAUUCGGGGCGACCUCAUCAAUGACCGGGGGGCUAGACAGCGGAUUGUCUUUGAGUCGCAGGAACCAAUAACCGGACUAGAAGUGCAACAUGGCCACACAAUCACCACUCUUUUCAUAGCCACUACAAACCGAAUUCUUACACUCACAAUUGCUGGUAGGGGUCAAGGCCAGCCGGCGCGUGUACUAGAAGAUGCGGGCUGUGCACUCGGGUGUAUGGCCCUUGACAAGGAAACAGGCGACAUAUUGAUCGCGCGAGAAGAUGCCAUACAUACAUAUGGUCUACGAGGACGCGGGCCUAGUUUUGCGUAUGAUAGCCCUAAGCAUUCUUUGAAUCUUUUCAAGGGCUAUGUGGCUCUGGUGUGCCCGCCAAAGACCGCUGCGUCAAAAUCAGAUCCGCUACACAGAUUUAGCGUUGGUCAAACGGAUGAUAUUUUCAACACCACCACAUUCACCUUUCUUGACACUGAUCUGAAUUUUGUUGCACAUUCAGAGGCACUCAUUUCUCGCCCCAAGACUGUGUUUACUAUCUGGGGUGAUCUGUUCUUGAUAGGCUCAGAUGGAAAGAUCACUCGGUAUCAUGAGAAAAAUCUGCAACAGAAACUUGAGAUUCUGUACCAGAGAAAUCUUUAUAUCUUGGCGAUCAACCUUGCCCAGAAAGCGGGAAUUGAUACACUACAGCAGAAUGUUAUAUUCCGCAAAUAUGGCGAUUUUCUCUAUCAGAAAGGAGACUACGAUACAGCCAUGCAACAAUAUCUGAGAGCUAUAGACAAUACGGAACCUUCCCAAGUCAUUCGCAAGUUCCUUGAUACACGGCGAAUUCACAACCUGAUUGAGUAUUUGGAAGAACUCCACGACCAUGAUAGAGCAACAGCAGAUCACACGACAUUACUUCUCAACUGCUAUGCGAAACUCAAAGACACAUCCAAACUAGAUUCAUUCAUCAAAGCUCCAGGUGAGCUGAAAUUCGAUCUUGAAACAGCCAUUGCCAUGUGUCGCCAGGGAGGUUACUUUGAGCAAGCCGCAUAUCUAGCUACCAAACACGGCGAAAAUGACAUGGUUGUCAGCAUUCUCGUCGAAGACUCCCAGAAAUAUGCCGAAGCUCUAGAAUUCAUUUCUCGCCUUGAACCUGAUGUAGCCUAUCCCAACCUCAUGAAGUAUGCUCGAGUACUGUUAGGGCAUUGCCCACAGGACACAACCCAGCUUUUCAUCACUUUCUACACCGGCAAAUACCGUCCGAAGCAAGACAUUGAACCCCCUUCGGAGUCUCAGGCGCCUCAACAGAGCGCAGUUCGCAAUUUGGCUGCCUUUAUACCUCUGCCCUAUGUUGGCGCAAGUUCUGUCACGACAUCUCAGCCGUCUGAACCUCAGCUAUCGCCGGAGUCUGACAACACCGAUGCUAUACCUAUUUAUGAUAUUCCCAAGCCUCGGAGUGCGUUUUCGGCAUUUGUCGAUCAUCCAACUGAAUUUAUCGUCUUCCUUGAGUCUUUAAUAUCAGAGAAGUCUUGGAGUGAGCAGGAUAGAAUCGACUUGUAUACUACUCUGUUCGAGAUGUAUCUCGACAAUGCAAAGAAGGCUAAAGAUCCUAGCGUCAAGACUGACUGGGAAACAAAAGCCAAGAAUUUAAUUCAGGGCAAGGAUAUACCUAUAUCAACAUCAAAUGUCUUACUUCUCUCGGACUUGUCCAAUUUCGAAGAAGGCACGACACUGGUCAAGGAGCAAGCAGGGCUGCGAUCAGACAUUUUUCGGUCAUAUACCGCCGCCAAAGACACUCAAGGUGUCAUCAAAGCACUACGGAAAUAUGGUCCACAAGAGCCUCAGCUAUACGUUGACGCUCUGGCUUACUUUGCAUCUAGCCCUAAGAUUUUAGCCGAAGUUGGCGAUGAGUUGAAUGUGGUUCUCAAGAAAAUUGACGAGGAGGGAUUGAUGGCCCCAUUACAAGUCAUUCAAGCAUUAAGCACCAACGCAGUUGUCACAAUGGGUAUGAUUAAGAAAUACCUCAGUCAGAAUAUUGAGCGGGAACGAAAGGAAAUUUCAACGAAUCGUCGCUUAAUUUCAAGUUACACAAGCGAAACAGAGACUAAGCGAAAAGAACUCGAGCAACUCAACUCGCAACCCGCUGUAUUCCAAGCUCGUCGCUGUCAAUCGUGCGGUGGAGGCCUUGAGCUACCUACUGUCCACUUCCUCUGCAAGCACUCCUUCCAUCAACGUUGCCUCAACAAGACAGGCGAAGACGCCGAAUGCCCCAUAUGUGCACCACAAAAUGCGACUAUAAAAGCCAUUCGUCGUCGCCAGGUUGAGUCUGCUGAUCAACAUGAUCUCUUCACCGAAGAAUUGAAGCGUAGUAAGGAUAGGUUUGGAACAGUGAGCGAGUUUUUUGGCCGGGGUGUUAUGGGAUUGCAUGGUACUGAUUAA